ACAAAUCAACAAAUUAAAAAAAUCAGUUAUUAAAUCAAACAACAAUAAAAAUCAUCAAAAAAUUAUAGACUUAGAAGAAUAAGAAGAAUAAGAAGAAGAAGAUAAACAAAACAUGUCGUCCAGUAGUAGUAGUAGUAACUAUCAGCAGAAUUAUCUUUGGGAAAUGAAUCCAAACUUUUCGGUGGCUAAUCCGGGAGACGAUACCCGAAAAUAUCAGAACGAAUACACACAGAAAGAAGAGUUAGGCAAAGGCGGGUUCGGUAUAGUCACCCGUUGUAUACAUAAGGGAAGGAAUCUGGAAUUGGCCGCUAAGAUCAACAACGCGGCCGACAAAAAGCGUGCCCAGGAGGACGAACGCGAUAUCUGUAUGGCAUUGUCGGCUCACGGCCAUCUAAAUCUGGUCAAUCUGUUCGAUUCGAUUACCGAAGGCGAUGUUGUCUACAAUAUGUACGAAUUGGCCACUGGCGGCGAUCUGAUGCAAGAGAUUACUCGUAAAGAGUAUCUGAAUAUCGAUGAGGCGGCCAUUGCUAUCUGCCAGAUACUCGAUGGUGUCAAUCAUAUGCACGAUAGAGGCUAUUUGCAUCGGGAUCUCAAGCCGCACAACGUACUCGUCCAGUACAAGGGCGUACAGAUCUACAAGAUUGCCGACUUUGGUCUCAGCUGUCGCCGACUACUGCAAGGCCUGGCCUAUGUACGGCACAAUCAUGGCCGUGCCGGUACUGUUAUGUAUCAGCCGCCCGAAGCUAUCAAUCAUAAUCCCUAUGAUACCGAUUUUGAUAUCUGGAGUUGUGGUGUCAUACUAUACCAAAUGUUGGCCGGUUAUGCACCGUUCUGGGAGACCUCCAAUCCGGAUAUGCUUGCAAAGAUCAGUGCCGUUGACUUUGAGUAUGCAAAUCCCGAAUGGUCCAACAUGGAUGAGCCCAAACAGAUGAUCAAUGUUAUGAUAGCUGCCUUACAAAAUCGGUUCAAUUAUCAACAAAUUGUGGCAUUGCCAAUGUAUAUAAGAGGCAGACACCAAGCGCUGACACAUCCGCCAAAAACCAAUGUCCUCAAGCAAUACAUUGCCCGCAAACAGUUGAAAAAAGAUUUGCUCCGAACAGAGGCCGCCCGCAGGGCUGCCACUCAGGCACAACAGGCACAACAGGCCGGCGCUGCCGGCGGGCCUUAAAAAAAACGGACGGACGGCGCCCCCACUCCACCCCAACCCCCGCCUAAACAACCGCAAACUGUUUUAUCUUCAUUCAUACCAUCACCACCACAGCAACACCCAAGUGGUAGUAGUAGUUGUCUUCAAUCGUUCAGUUUUUUUGGGGGUCAAUCAAUUCAAUCUUUUUUAAAAAAAACAAAUAUCCAAUAAUUAUUAUUAUUAUUAAAAAUCAAUAAAU
Messenger RNA from Oppia nitens, 1385 nucleotides. RefSeq names its product calcium/calmodulin-dependent protein kinase type II alpha chain-like. Lineage: Eukaryota; Metazoa; Arthropoda; Arachnida; Sarcoptiformes; Oppiidae. The coding region runs from base 113 to 1168 and encodes 351 amino acids. Gene Ontology annotation, cellular component: neuron projection; cytoplasm. Gene Ontology annotation, biological process: protein phosphorylation. The record is from RefSeq and is a predicted model, not a curated record. The transcript is spliced from 3 exons. Gene Ontology annotation, molecular function: ATP binding; calcium/calmodulin-dependent protein kinase activity; calmodulin binding.